Stegastes partitus (bicolor damselfish) is the source of this 1852-nucleotide messenger RNA. It is a transcript of the gene zic1, whose product is annotated as zic family member 1 (odd-paired homolog, Drosophila). Gene Ontology annotation, cellular component: nucleus. Lineage: Eukaryota; Metazoa; Chordata; Actinopteri; Pomacentridae. The transcript is spliced from 3 exons. The record is from RefSeq and is a predicted model, not a curated record. Gene Ontology annotation, biological process: regulation of transcription by RNA polymerase II. Bases 274 to 1596 code for a protein of 440 amino acids. Gene Ontology annotation, molecular function: DNA-binding transcription factor activity, RNA polymerase II-specific; RNA polymerase II cis-regulatory region sequence-specific DNA binding.
UUGCGCCACAGGAAGAUAAACCGCAAAAGACAAUAUUGCAUGUAUACAUGAUUUUGCGUGCGCAUCGGAUGAGCGGUAUAGGGGAAUUCCUCGCGUCUUGAGAAGAGAGAGAAGAAGAAGAGAAAAAAAAAGUAAACAGAAAAUCGGUGGAUUUGAGAGUUUUGCUCAGUCCAGUGAGGUCCAAGAAGACACAAGAGAGAGGGGGGAGGAAGAAUAUCUGUGCGUGGUUUUUUGAUUUCUGCUCUCAGUCGUCUCGGCGAGUCUAGACUGAAGAUGCUCUUGGACGCCGGACCGCAGUAUCCCACCAUAGGAGUCACUACUUUCGGCUCCUCGCGGCAUCACUCAACAGGCGAAGUCACAGAGCGAGAAGUGGCGUUGGGGAUAAAUCCGUUCGCAGAUGGGAUGGGCGCCUUCAAAAUCAACCACAGCUCCCACGAUAUUGGCUCCGGACAGACGGCGUUUUCCUCCCAGGCGCCCGGUUACGCAGCAGCCGCCUUGGGACACCAUCACCACCCGACCCACGUUGGCUCUUACUCCACGGCGGCUUUCAACUCCACCAGGGACUUUCUGUUCAGAAAUCGGGGUUUCGGGGAUGCCACCGGGGCGCAGCACAGUUUGUUCGCCUCGGGAAGUUUCGCAGGGCCACACGGACACUCAGAUGCGGCGGGGCACCUGCUCUUCCCGGGGCUCCACGAGCAGGCGGCGAGCCACGCGUCUUCCAACGUGGUCAACAGCCAGAUGCGGCUGGGCUUCUCGGGGGACAUGUACGGACGCGCCGAGCAGUACGGCCACGUUACGAGCCCCAGGUCCGACCACUACGCAUCGACCCAGCUGCACGGCUACGGCCCCAUGAACAUGAAUAUGGCCGCGCACCACGGUGCAGGGGCCUUCUUUCGGUACAUGAGGCAGCCGAUCAAGCAAGAGCUCAUCUGCAAGUGGAUCGAGCCGGAGCAGCUGACGAAUCCCAAAAAGUCGUGCAACAAAACUUUCAGCACGAUGCACGAGCUGGUGACCCAUCUGACGGUGGAGCAUGUGGGGGGACCGGAGCAGACCAACCACAUUUGCUUCUGGGAGGACUGCUCCCGAGAAGGGAAGCCGUUCAAAGCCAAAUACAAACUUGUGAAUCAUAUCAGAGUACACACCGGAGAAAAGCCCUUUCCGUGCCCGUUCCCCGGCUGUGGCAAAGUAUUUGCUCGAUCGGAAAAUCUAAAAAUUCACAAAAGGACUCACACCGGUGAGAAGCCUUUUAAGUGUGAAUUUGAAGGCUGCGACAGGCGAUUUGCAAACAGCAGCGACCGCAAGAAACACAUGCACGUCCACACGUCGGACAAACCCUAUCUCUGCAAAAUGUGCGACAAGUCAUACACACAUCCCAGCUCCCUCCGAAAACACAUGAAGGUCCACGAAUCCACCAAUCCAGGAUCGCAGCCAUCUCCAGCCGCCAGUUCGGGGUACGAGUCGUCCACACCGCCCACCAUAGUAUCACCGUCCACAGAGAACCAGAGCAGCAGCUCCAUAUCACCAGCAGCCUCAGCAGUCCACCACACAACCAGCCACAGCACGCUGUCGUCAAAUUUCAAUGAAUGGUACGUGUAAAUAUUUUUGAAAAGGAAAAAAAAAAAGAGAAAGAGACAGAAAGAGAGAGAGAGAGCGAGCGCAAAAAUAAAAAAAGACUCGCAGAAUUUAAUAAGAGAAAAAAACAAACUGCUUGGAAUCAGAGACUCCAUAAAGUCAGCCAGUGGACUGAGAAAACACGGGAGGCCCAAACGAUCAAUUAAAGGCUGUCUUUAAUGAAAGAGAAUGCAUGGACUUAAAAAGGAAGGAGGCGAGGACAGCCACCAACUUUUUUUUU